Molecule: messenger RNA, 1266 nt
Organism: Schistosoma rodhaini
Lineage: Eukaryota; Metazoa; Platyhelminthes; Trematoda; Strigeidida; Schistosomatidae
Source: the annotation of a GenBank genome assembly
AUGGAUAUGUACACAUGGCAACAUAAUAGAAUGAUUGAUCUCUUCAUAAUAGUUAUAGUAUUCAUCUUAUUAUGUAAUCGCUGUUAUCAAAUGAAUGAAUUAUCAUCUUGUUCAGAACCUCGAGUAUAUUCAAAUAAGUCAGGUUUAAUUAAAUCCCAUACUCAAUAUGGAAUAAUGAAAUAUACAUCCAAUUUAUACUGUGAAUAUUUAAUUAAAGCAUCAUUUAAUUAUAAAAUUAUUAUUCAUAUAGAAGAACUUGAUUUAGAAGAAACGAAUAGUUGUAUGUUUGACUACUUAUUAAUUGCAGAUGAGUAUUAUACAGAUGUAUAUACAUAUUGUGGUCAAAUGAAAUUACCUAAUCCAAUUGAAAUCAAUAGUUCACAAGUCUAUAUAAUAUUUGGUACAGAUGAUGCUAAUCAUGGAAAAGGUUUUCUUCUUCACUAUGAAACAAUUGAGAAAGAGUCAUUGAAACCGAAUAGUUUUUAUUCAUGUGGAUUAGCACUUCAAUUCAAUGAUGAUGGCUUUGAAUGUAAUGAUAUUCAAAUGGAGAGUAGAAUUAUUGGUGGAGAAAUAUCUAGACCAGGUCAAUGGCCAUGGAUGGUAUCAGUAAGAGAAAAUAAUCAAUUUCGAUGUGGUGCCAGUUUAAUUAGUAGUCAAUGGUUAUUAACAGCAGCUCAUUGUUUUCCAAAAAAUAUAAAUCUAGACAAUUGGACAGUCCACAUUGGUGAUUCUUAUUUAGAUUGGACUGAUAGUGAAGAGAUAUUAAUGAAUAUAAGUAGUAUAUUAACUCAUCCAAAUUAUCGUCUACAUAAAUUAUAUGAUUAUGAUUAUGCAUUGAUAAAAAUUGUUUCACCAAUUCAGUAUACUUCAAAACGAAGACCAAUUUGUAUAUUGGAUACAACAUUGAUGAAUACUAAUGAAUUAGAUCGUUGUUAUGUUGCAGGAUGGGGAAGUUCAGAAGAUUCACCAAUAUCAAAUGAAUUACGUCAUCUCCGUAUUCCACUACUUAAUUUAACGGUAUGUAAUCAAACAGAAGCAUAUCAAGGAAAAUUAACUGAAACAAUGAUAUGUGCUGGAUAUAUUAUGGGUGGUAAAGACUCUUGUCAAGGAGAUAGUGGUAGUCCAUUAAUGUGUCAAUUACAUAAUACUACUGAUUAUGCAUGGUAUCAAAUUGGAAUUGUAUCAUUUGGGAAAUCAUGUGCUGGUAAGCUGACAGUUACUAAUCAUCUACCCAUAAAAAUAAGUCACUAUUUUGACCAUGUGUAA